AUGACCAAACAAAAAUGAAAAAUUAUGGAGAAAUUGAGAUACAAACACGCCUCUCCGCUCCUCUCAUUCCCUCUCGUUCCGCUGCUCUGAUCUGAGGGCAGCACCUUCCCUGCAAUACAAAAUCCCUAAAACCUAUUCUUCCAUCGCCGCCGUCGCCUCCCCCUCCUCCUCCUCCUCCAGAUGUCGCCGCCUUCAGUUCUUCCUCCUCUCUUUCUCUGCAUCAUUCUCCUCUUCAUCCCGAUCGUCUCGCCGGAGACCAAAAUAUCCCAUUCCAGUGGAAGAAAUAGACCGACCGCGACGGAAAAUCCGUCGCCGCAGAACGAACAGUCCCCUUCCGAUGGCGCGACGGCGAAUCCGAUGCCGCGUAAACACUCUAAGCCUUUAUACGCUCGCGAAUUUCUGACAGCGCAUAACAAAGUGAGGAUGAACGUGACGCAUCCUGCGUUAAGUUGGGACAGAGGAUUGGCUCGAUACGCGCGUCGGUGGGGAACGAAGCGUACUUUUGAUUGCAAAAUGGUUCACUCGUAUGGUCCGUAUGGAGAGAAUCUGUUUUGGGGAGCGCUUGACCACUGGACGCCGACAGACGCGGUGGAAUCGUGGUCGAAAGAGAGGAGACAUUACGAUGCUCAAACAAAUUCCUGCGUCGAGGGUGAAAUGUGCGGCCAUUACACGCAGGUCAUUUGGAGAGAUACUACCAAACUUGGAUGCACUCGCGUCAGGUGCCAAACUGGUGGCGUUUUGAUCAUCUGUGAGUACGAUCCCCCAGGAAAUUAUGUUAAUGAGAGCCCCUUCGAUACCGUAAAUGCCUCUGCCACACCCCCAGCCGCUACACCCACACCCACACCCACGGCCGCCGGUACAGCCACAGCCGCAGCCGGUACAGCCACAGCCGCAGCCGGUACAGCCACAGCCGCAGCCGGUACAGCCACAGCCACAGCCGAGGGCGGAGGCGGAACCGUCGCCGUUGAUCUGAAUUCGAAAGUACCUGAACCGUCACCGCCGUCUAACGAACAAAGCAUCUCGCCUCACCGGAAAAUCAUCGGUUGAUCUUCGAUCUUCGAUCUUCGAAACGAUUGGAGAUUGGUAUGGGAAGGCCGAACUCCUGAGAAUCGGAUAGGAAAGCCACCGCCCCGACACCUCAGUGAACGCGCCAUAAACUCCGAUUAUCUCUCCUUUUCUUUGCGAAAAAAUGACGAAUCUCAAUCUGCUCCGUAAGGCGCUUGGAUCGCAC
This is a messenger RNA of Cucurbita pepo subsp. pepo (vegetable marrow), 1231 nucleotides long. RefSeq lists its product as uncharacterized. NCBI's taxonomy places the organism in Eukaryota, Viridiplantae, Streptophyta, Magnoliopsida, Cucurbitales, Cucurbitaceae. Gene Ontology annotation, cellular component: extracellular region. The record is from RefSeq and is a predicted model, not a curated record.